CAUUGUUCUUUUGAUGUAUUUGUUCUUCUCGAAGGAAACUCCAGUGAUUCAGAAGAAGAAGACCGGAGUGCCAGCAGCAUCGAAAAUCAGGCCAUCCCAAACCCUCACAGGGUGCCCGAUUCCAAAUCGCAUCCACCACACAUCAAAAUAGACAUCAUCAGGAAAGUGCAGGCCAAAAAUACGCAGCGCUAUAAAGUGGAAUAUGAUUCGCAGAGUACAGAUACACUGAAUUUCUCUUCUGAAUCCAAGCAAGAGACUGAAUACGGUCCCUGUCGUAGAGAAAUGGAAGACACUUUAAACCACCUAAAGAUCCUGAAUGUCUUGAGUCCCAGGGGCUUUCAUAUUCCAAAUUGUGACAAGAAGGGGUUCUACAAGAAAAAGCAAUGUCGUCCAUCCAAAGGCCGAAAGAGAGGUUACUGCUGGUGUGUGGAUAAAUAUGGACAGCCGCUUCCUGGGUAUGAUGGGAAGGGAAAAGGAGAUGUCCACUGCUAUAAUUUGGAAAGCAAAUGAGGGCUGGGUGCCAGCUCUUCUGGCAUCUGUGCGUGGCCACUGGACCUCACAGAAACCAUGGAGGGGCUGGGCAAACACUGUGGACUGCAUUGCGCGUGGAGUACCGAGCUCUGCCUCCCACGGCGGAUGGGGAGUCGCAGCUUCCGCGGACACUGCUGCAGCAGCUGCGCCCCGCCACCAACACACGUUGGGCUGCCUACAAGACUUGCAGGGAGCUCUGAAUUCCCACGUAAACCUGCACUAUUGAUACCCAGAGAGAGAGAAAAACAAAAGGCACUUCAGAAUGGAUUCAGGGAGUCUCCACUGACUUUUUAAAGAACAGCCUGUGACCAAUUUGAUCCUGAAAGAUAUUGUUUUUUUAUUUUAAAGAAUUUAUAGAUUGUAAACUUCUAAGAGUAUUAAAGAAAAAAAACAAACCCACAAGGAUUUAAAGGUUAAUCAUUUUUUUACAGGUCUGAUGGGAAACUUAUCUUCACGGGUAAAAAGUUUUAUAAAAAUCUCAAAGAACUUUUUAAAGAAACGUAUUUCUAAAAUAAAGACAUUGGUAUUUUUUUCUGUAAAAUAUAUUAUGAAUAUUCUGUUAGUCUGUAUUUAAUAUAAUUUUUUUUAAUAAACUUUAUUUAAAUGUAACAUGUGAAUACCAAAUACUACACAAUAAUUCUAGUGUAUACUUCUGUAUGCAAAGAGAAAGUAAGGGUAUGGAAUGAUUUACAAAUAUGUAUAGAUCCAUAUGCAUACACACUGACCUAUUCUAGAUAAUAGAAAUGAAUUUGUGGAGCAAAGGAAGUGUUUCCAGAAGAUAUUAAGUUCUUGUUUGAAGUAACUACAAGUACCAAGAUAAUAUUUUUUUUUUUUUAAUAUUUUUUUAAAUUUUAUUGGUAUUUCUAAUGUACCCAUUACUGAAUUAUGCCACUGGAAAGGAUAAUAGUUGCACUGAAGCUCUUGGUGAAGCAUUCUUCUGUCUGUCCUUUGCUUCAGUUUGUGCAACAGGGCUUACAUUUCCUCCAUUUCCUCCUCACACUAAUGUAGAAUGAAUAUUUGUGGACAAAAAAUUGCCAUCACAGUACCACCCUUUCUAUUUGCUUAUUUAUUUUGAAAAGCUGUAUCUAUUCUGUGUUGUCUUGGUAAAUUCUACAAAAGCACAUAUUCUGUAUGAGGAACUCCUGUUUAUAACAAUGCUGACAAGAUGGGGGGAUUGUGGACCUGGGUGUUGAGACCCACGUGCUUCAUUUACGCUACACACAAUUGUUGUUUGCUUUGACUUUGGUAGAAAUUAUUUGCCUGCAUCUAAGCAUAGAAUAAGAACCAUUGGGUUUAAAUAUUUAAACCAAUUGUCUGCCAUGAUGUUAUAUGUCCUUUUAAUCGGAAGAGAAGUGAUUUGGUUUUGUUCUGGUAUGUGAUGCUUUCACAUUAAGGAAGACUUUGGCAAUAUUUUUUUCAUUGAGGCUGAUUGUUUACUGAACUUCAUGACAAAUUCUGUAUGACAAUGAAAUCUGGAUAAGGAAAGGUGGCCUGUGAAAUGUAACAUCUCUGGAAAGUAAUGCCAUAUUUUGUAUAUGUAUUUAUUUAUAUAUUUUAUAUAAAUAUUUUAUAUAUUUAUAUAAAUAUAUAAUAUAUUCUUAUAUGUGUCACUAUAAAUGUUUGAUGUCACUGUAGAAAAAAAACAUCAACACUGUUAUUUCCUGUUGGGUUGGGAACUGAGGGCAGUGGGUUUCCAGCCUGUGAGGCCAGGGGUUGUGCUGUUGGAGGGGAGACUGUGGGGCCAAGGAGCCCAUUUCUCUCCUGGCCCAUGAAUUACAACUACCCUUGUUCCUGCCAGCAAUGGCAAAUGCCUUGAAACUCUGACAUGGAAAGGUUUGGGUAUGCAGCCUGCCAGGAUCGAGAAAGUCAAUCACCCUAAUUUAAAGCCUUACCCUGUGCAUUCUUCACAUCCUCCUAAUUUCUAUUAUAUCUAAUGAAAUUAGAUCACAUCAUCGUUAAAACUGAUUUUUUUUAACCUUAGAGUAAGGA
Molecule: messenger RNA, 2520 nt
Organism: Athene cunicularia (burrowing owl)
Lineage: Eukaryota; Metazoa; Chordata; Aves; Strigiformes; Strigidae
Gene: IGFBP3
Product: insulin like growth factor binding protein 3
Exons: 3
Biological process (GO): regulation of insulin-like growth factor receptor signaling pathway
Cellular component (GO): extracellular region
Molecular function (GO): fibronectin binding; insulin-like growth factor I binding; insulin-like growth factor II binding
Source: RefSeq, a predicted model, not a curated record